CGCUCUGCUAAGGCACUGACUGAACAGUGCACUGUCAAGAAGGGCGACCAUUCCUCCAAGCUCCCAUCCGGGCGAAAGGGCUGCAGCAGCAUCCGCACAGAGGGGAAAUACCGUUUAGUUAGGCUCGUUUUUGUUUGACAAAAAGGUGGACUCGGACAGAACAUGUCUUAUCAAGGCAAAAAGAACAUCCCAAAGAUCACAAGCGACCGGCUUUUGAUCAAAGGUGGUAGGAUUGUGAAUGAUGACCAGUCCUUCCAUGCUGAUAUCUACAUGGAAGAUGGCCUUAUUAAGCAGAUUGGGGACAACCUGAUUGUCCCAGGAGGAGUUAAAACCAUCGAGGCCAACGGAAAGAUGGUGAUCCCUGGUGGCAUCGACAUCCACACCCAUUUCCAGAUGCCGUAUCGUGGAACCACAACCGUGGACGACUUUGCACAAGGAUCUAAGGCUGCUCUUGCUGGUGGCACAACCAUGAUCGUGGAUCAUGUGAUCCCAGAGCCUGGCAGCAGCCUGUUAGAGGCCUACGACCAGUGGAGGCAAUGGGCCGAUGAGAAGGCCUGCUGUGACUACUCUCUUCAUGUGGACGUCACCCACUGGGACGACAGCGUCAAGCAGGAGCUGGAUACCCUCAUCAAGGAGAAAGGUGUGAACUCGUUCCAGGUCUACAUGGCCUACAAGGAUUAUUAUCAGAUGAGCAACAGUGAGCUCUAUGAAGUCUUUACCUUUUUGGCAGAGAGGGGGGGCAUUGCCCAGAUCCAUGCUGAAAACGGCGAGAUCAUUGCUAAGGAGCAAGGCCGGAUGUUGCAGAUGGGCAUCACUGGACCGGAGGGGCACGUGCUGAGCAGGCCAGAGGAGCUGGAGGCUGAGGCUGUGUUUCGGGCCGUAACCAUCGCAAGCCAAACCUACUGUCCGCUCUACGUAACCCGAGUCAUGAGCAAGAGUGCCGCGGACAUCAUCUCACAGGCCCGGAAAAAAGGAAACGUGGUGUUUGGGGAGCCAAUCACAGCCAGUCUGGGGACGGAUGGGACAUAUUACUGGAGCAAGAACUGGGCCAAAGCUGCUUCUUUUGUCACAUCCCCUCCUCUCAGCCCUGAUCCCACUACUCCAGACUACCUGAACACACUGCUGGCAAGUGGAGACCUCAGUGUGACUGGCAGCGCUCACUGUACCUUCAGCGUGGCGCAGAAGGCCAUUGGCAAGGACGACUUCACCCAGAUCCCAGAAGGAGUGAAUGGAGUGGAGGAAAGGAUGGUGCUGAUCUGGGAUAAGGCUGUGACUACAGGGAAGAUGGAUGAGAACAUGUUUGUGGCCGUGACCAGCACUAACGCCGCUAAGAUCCUGAACCUUUACCCUCGGAAGGGUCGGAUCGCAGUGGGUUCUGAUGCCGACCUCGUCAUCUGGGACACAGACGCUGUUCGCACUAUCACUGCCAAGACUCACAACUCUGCUGCUGAGUACAAUGUGUUUGAGGGCAUGGAGCUGCGCGGUGCGCCCCUGGUGGUGAUAUGCCAAGGAAAGAUUGUUCUGGAGGAUGGAAACCUUCAUGUCACCUCUGGAGUGGGCCGCUUCAUUCCCUGCUCCCCAUUCCCCGACUUUGCCUACAAGCGCAUCAAAGCCAGGAAGCAGCUGGCUGUGCUGAAGGCAGUGCCCAGAGGAAUGUACGACGGGCCUGUGUCUGAAUUCUCCAUGUCCCGCGGCGGAACGCCCUCUGCCUCGGCACGCACCUCGCCCACCAAGCAGCCGGUCAGAAACCUGCACCAGUCUGGAUUCAGUCUAGCAGGUCCUCCCGCCCCAGAGGACGUUCCCAUCAGGCCACCUGGUCGCCGUGUUGUAGUGCCCCCUGGUGGUCGAUCCAACAUCACAUCUCUCAGUUAAACAGCAGGACAACACUUCUAGAAGAACCGAGUGGACGUUAGAGGGAGGGGAUGAGGGAGGGGAUGAGGGAGGGAAGGGAAAGAGGGACAGAGGACCAGAGUUAGUAAAAAAUUGAAGAGCAAAACACUGAAUCCUCAUGCCUUACCUGUCACACUGCUACUAUGCUCAGAUGAGAAUUGUAUCCGUUUUCCUGGACAGAACAGAAACGGUUAGAAGUUGCCAACAAAGCACAUUUCACAUGAACAAUGUCAGCUUCAGUUCAUGUCAGUGCAAAAUACUUCGUACUAACCACACAGCCAUGUUUUAAUGCUGCUUUGAUAGCAGUAAAACUUUACAUCAUCACAUUUAAUCCUGAGAAGGAAAUAAAGUUUUUCAAAGGAAAAUGGAUACUGAUUUUCUAGGGAUUCUCCUUUUACCCUGCUUGGCUUUUAAUAUCACCCUCUUUCAGUAGCUCGCUUUCUCCAUAGUCAGCAAGACUGAACAAUAGAUCCCACAAUAGCCAUGUUUUGUCAUGCAGUACCAUUGAUUAGCUCUAGUUGGCAAUGUACAUAUGGUAGAUGUAAUGUAGCUUUGUGAAUGAUGUGGUUGCAGCCUGUUUGGGUUUAUCGGACCAAUUAAAAUACUUUUAUCACCUCUAAACACAGGAGGGCUGCUGGACAUGGAGCUGCAUGGGCCACAUUAAUAUGGGCGACGUGAUCCAUGAUCCUUUUCCACCUCCUCCUGUAAGGCCAUACUUACCGUCCUCAUUAUGUACUGUAUUGAUGUUAAAAAAGACAAUAAGAUCAGUGUUUGAGAACACACACAGAAAGAGGAAAUAUUAGAAGUGCUUUUAUUAUUAUUCAUUCCCUAAAGGUUUGUCAGAUUUUAUAUUCUUGCGUUAAGAACAUGGCAAGAAACAGUCCUUUGCAUUUGCUUCCUGUAAACUGGCUGCCUCUGUGAUGCUGUGACCAUUUCAACAAAACAGAACGAUGGAACAGAAAGGUGCUAACAAAUAAAUACCAACUCUAAACUUGCUGGGUUAAAAAAUAGCUCUCUUAUUACUGCUCUUUACUGAUGUUUCUUUCUUUUAUUUUUAACUAGCGUGGCUCUCAUUUGAAGGACAAGUGGAAGAUCAUCAUUCACUUGUGAUCCCACCUUAACCCUUUAAUGAAAUUCUCAAUGCAUUCAACAGCAGCCUGAAAAUAAGCCAGCCUAUUUUCUGAUAAGGCAGAGGAUGGCAGUGCCGUCAGGGAAUCCAUUCUCUUUAAGUUGCUCUUUAUUUGGCGACAAUUGAAACAAGAUGCUCUUUUUAUUCCGCACAGUAAGACUGAGAUAAGAUGUGGGUCUUUUUGUAUUUAUGUUAAGAUGACAACCUUUGUUUUACUGUUAUGUUUCUUUUUUUUCUUUUACUAUUGUGUCAAAACUCUGAGAUGGCAGGUCAUUUAAAGGUGUGCUGGUAAGAAAUUUUUCCUGAAUAAACAUGAGUUGCAGCUGG
This is a messenger RNA of Gambusia affinis (western mosquitofish), 3346 nucleotides long. It is a transcript of the gene dpysl3, whose product is annotated as dihydropyrimidinase like 3. The coding region runs from base 163 to 1872 and encodes 569 amino acids. NCBI's taxonomy places the organism in Eukaryota, Metazoa, Chordata, Actinopteri, Cyprinodontiformes, Poeciliidae. Gene Ontology annotation, cellular component: cytosol; cytoplasm. The transcript is spliced from 14 exons. Gene Ontology annotation, molecular function: hydrolase activity, acting on carbon-nitrogen (but not peptide) bonds, in cyclic amides. The record is from RefSeq and is a predicted model, not a curated record. Gene Ontology annotation, biological process: actin crosslink formation.